Messenger RNA from Dichomitus squalens LYAD-421 SS1, 1745 nucleotides. Its product is annotated as UDP-Glycosyltransferase/glycogen phosphorylase. Gene Ontology annotation, molecular function: UDP-glycosyltransferase activity. The record is from RefSeq and is a predicted model, not a curated record. The transcript is spliced from 11 exons. NCBI's taxonomy places the organism in Eukaryota, Fungi, Basidiomycota, Agaricomycetes, Polyporales, Polyporaceae. The coding region runs from base 13 to 1554 and encodes 513 amino acids.
GAGAGAUUCACAAUGUCCACCCCUACUACCACGCAUAUCGUCGGCUACUCGGAGCAGGCAUGGGGCCAUGCUCGCCCCAUGAUCAACCUCUUUGCUCGGUUUGUCAAGCUGCGUCCUGUUACAGUCACGUUCCUCACCACGAACGCGUUCUACGAUCGUGCGACCAAGGAGCUGUCGCGCAGCUUCGAAUCGGACGACAAAGAGUUGGCAAAGCGGGUCAGGGUGAUCUCAACCGGAAACGCCGAGUUUAUGGCCUUGACUUCUGGAGAUGAGUCCUUCAAGACCGCAUGGAAAUCGCUCAUCUCCGAGGAGGAGCUCGUCUGCGCGCAGACCGGCACGCGCUUUGCGCCGCUCCCGAAGCCCAAAGCGAUUAUCAUCGACUUCUUUGCCAUCGAGCCUUUUAGAUCCAUCAGGGCCCUCAGCGGAAACAGCGUGAAGAUCUACUCUUGGGUCCCAGGACAGACCUACCCUAUCCUCUAUCUCUUCGGGCCCAAGCAUCUCGGCGGUCGCGGCGACGUCAACGCCCUCAUCGAGGAAGAGGUCCGGCAAACAGGGAGAGACUACAAUGACGUCGCAAACGAGCUCACCUUCAAGCCGUUCGGGGAGAUCGUGCGCCUCCCAGGGAUGGUCCCUAUGUACGACCACGAGUACUACCCGCAAGACUUCCCCAUGCCCGGCACUCUGGGCGACAUCUUCCCCCACGUCUACAACACGCUCGAAGUAUCCGACGGGCUCAUGAUGAUCACCCCGAACUCGUAUGAGCCCGAGGCGGUGGCCGCCGCGAAGGGCUGGUUUGCGCAGACGGGGCGUCCGGCGUACGCGGUCGGCCCGCUUCUCCCGUCCGCGUCGAAGGAGGCUGCAGAUGCAAAUGAGAAGAGGCAGUCCAGCGAGGGGAGCCAGAUUGAGGAGUUCCUCGAUGCCACUUUGAAGACGUCGGGGCCGAAGUCUUUGCUCUACAUCUCAUUUGGCUCGAUAUUCUGGCCUGUCAAUAAGCCCGAGAACGUGUGGGCCGUUCUAGAUGUGGUGAUGGAGCUCAACAUCCCUUUCAUCAUGAGCCACGCUUCGCCGUUCGCGGGUCCGAUCCCCGACGAGAUCAAGGAAAAGGUCAAGGCGUAUGGGAAGGGGAUCCUCUCUCCUUGGACUCCCCAACAGCUCAUUCUCGACCACCCGGCCACGGGUUGGUUCAUCGCCCACGGCGGCCACAACGGCGUGACGGAGGCGAUCUCUGCCGGUGUGCCUCAGAUCCUUUGGCCGUUCGGCGGCGACCAGCCGCUCAACGCCGUGCAGAUCGCCGACCAGCUCCAGGUCGGCUACGAGCUGCUCGAAGUCCGCACCGGCCACGGGCUAAAGCCGAUUUAUCGCACGGGCUACACGCCCAAGGGCACCGUCGAUGCGAUCAAGGCCGAGGUGCGGGACGUGCUCCAGAAGGCAUUUGGGGAGGACGGCGCUAAAAAGCGCGCGAAGCUGGCAGAGCUGCAGAAGGCGCUGAACGGGGAGUGGGAGGAGGGCGGGUCGUCGAGGAGUGACGCGUUGACGUUCUUGGAUAGCCUCUAGACCGACUGCGAGCUACGCUGCCGAGCUGUCGGUGUAUUGUGAGUUUCUGUUGCUCUUCCUCAUAUUUCCCCUGUACUUGAAUGCCUAGAAUGACACAGACAGUGGGGUGUAUCAGUACUAUAGAUUUCUCUUUGCUACCAAGCGCUGUGUCGGGCUAGUUUAGUGGUUGAGUGAAUAUGAUCCUGGAGCAU